Triticum aestivum (bread wheat) is the source of this 3447-nucleotide messenger RNA. RefSeq lists its product as uncharacterized. The transcript is spliced from 18 exons. Gene Ontology annotation, molecular function: cysteine-type deubiquitinase activity; cysteine-type carboxypeptidase activity; K48-linked deubiquitinase activity. Gene Ontology annotation, biological process: protein K48-linked deubiquitination. Gene Ontology annotation, cellular component: cell periphery; cytosol. Lineage: Eukaryota; Viridiplantae; Streptophyta; Magnoliopsida; Poales; Poaceae. The coding region runs from base 522 to 2582 and encodes 686 amino acids. The record is from RefSeq and is a predicted model, not a curated record.
GUUUGUGAAAUUUACAAGAGGAAUUGUCGGAAACAGAUAUCUGUGUUAUAUUCUGGAACAAACAGUUUCAUACAGCUAUCAAGUGCAAUAACCGCAUCUUUGUUUUGAAUCCAAGUUUGAGGUCAUUUGAUGAACAGAAAAUAUGGAGAAGUUUAGACACUGUGGAUGGUGCUGGAGCAACUUUGGCCAGUCUUCCUGACCCUAUCUCUGGAAAAUCAGGCGAAUUUAUAUGCAUCAAUUCAGAUUGUUUAUUGGCAUUUACGUCAUCAUUUAAUCUUCAACGGCAUAAUUAUGUUAAUCAUACAAGUUCUGGCAGCACAGAAUUGGACAUUUUGCAACACAGAAGUGAAUAUAGUAAUUGUUGGGAUAGUGUAAGUUAUUCUGAACAAAUUGUUUAUGCUUGUUUUCAUAGUUUGCUCACACAUUGUAAAUUAGUUUUAGAUAUAAUAACUCUUUUAUUCCUUUUUUAUGCUGUUCGGCUCUCAUCUAAAGAGUCUGCCGAGAUAUUGUCUCUAGAGGAUAUGCAAUUUAAGAAUCUUGAGGGAAAACUCAUUGUGCGAAUACUAGAACAGCGAUCUUCUCAAAAGGACGGAGUUGCUAUGAUGUUGUUGGACAUUAGGCGUCGUUCCAUGGAAGGAGAAAAGAUAACGUCAGAAGUUCUGUUUGCUGUUCUCGAUGGCGCCAGCGAGAAAACUUUGUUACGCUCUGAUAUUCGUAAUUGCAAAGAGGGAGGAAUAUGGGACGUCAGUCCGAGUGACAUCAUAACUGACAUGAACUCAUUGCUUGCAUGUCACAGCUACUUGCUUGAGAAGGCAUUGAUGAACAAAUGGUUACAAUACAAGGCUGCACUAGCAUAUAAAGUUGGGGAAGAUCUUAUUGCCGCGGAGAAAAGGGGAAAGAAGGUCAACGACCAAAACAGUCAGGGAGAGCUGGAUAUUUCUGCUCAUUCUACCGAAGAUCAUAGUUCUAAUUCUACUGACCAACAUGAUAGCCCACCUUUAGAAGGCACCAAAGGUCAUAGUUCUAAUUCUACUGGCCAACAUGAUGAUCCACCUUUAGAAGGCACUGGAGACGGUACAAAAGAUGACAGGGUUCAAAGUAGCCAAUCCUUAAAACAUACUGAAGACGACAGCAUUGGCAAUCUGUAUGAUUUGAUUCUUGAAUUCCUUAGGAGCUUUAGGAACAACGACCCCAAAAAGUUCUACAGAGGCGAAAUUGAAACGAUUAAGUAUAUGGGCAAUUUGGAUAUACACAUUCAUUUUCCGCACAUGAAAGAGUAUUCUGCAGAACUUGCUGCAUAUAUUAUUGAUCAUCAUGACAGUGACGGGGUUAAAGCUGAUAUAUCACGUGCUGCUCCUCAAUACCUUGUUGAACAUAACAUUGGAAAACCUGAGGAAGAGAUACGUGAGGGUAUAAAAGUGAUAAUGGUGGAUCUGCCCUCACCAACCAGUAACAUGUCCUUUAAGAAAUAUGCUAGGCUAAACAAGUUGACAAGGCCUUUUAAACUUCCGAAGAAGUUUCGUCGACUUUUUUCACUUAGAUGGAAAGGAAGAUUGUACUUGAUGACAUAUGCUGGAAGAAGAGCUGCUCGUGGGCUAAUGAACUGCAUCAUUAAGAAGCACAAGGAAAAACUUUGUUGGAGAGGUGAAUGGAAAUUGUCUGACAUGCGCAUCGAAGAUGGAUUGUUUGUUAUUGACACAGAAGCAUUGUAUGUUGCGGAUGUCGAGGGUAUGGCUUGGGAUUAUAAGAAGUACAUUGAGCUUCUGAAUCCUUUCUAUGUCACAGUUGAACAAUCCUCCUCCUCUGGGUCAAAGAAAAAACAAUCCUCUUCCUCUGGGUCAAAGAAAAAACAAUCCUCCUCCUCGUCGUCAAAAGAAAAACAAUCCUCCAAUAGUCCACCAUAUUGGGAAAUUCUUCAAACUGACACCAUGGCGAUGCCAGAUCCGUUCAAGGACCCAAAGGCAUUUGACAGAUUUCAGAAGUACAUGUCUGCACACUUUGCAUUCAUGCCACCAGUUAGUAUAUUUCAGUUUCUUUGUCUGCUAUUUAGCAUUUGUGAUGGACUGCGGCCAAACAGCGAUCAACAAUAUGGACCGUUGAACGUUAAGCCGAAGGGUGUUGAAAAUUGGACACCCAAGGCUAUAGGAGUAUUUCUGUUUAAUGACGUCUUCUUCUAUUCGAAGAAUGGUGUCAUUGUCAAUGCGUAUAGUAAUACGUACUGGUAUAUGCUAAAGUUUGUUAGACAUUUCUCUUCACAUAUUCUAAGUCUGACAAAGAACACUGAAGGCCAAGACGUCCAAGAUAUGAUCUUAAUACAUUUAAUGCUAGCCUGUCGUCUUGAUCGUAAUUUGGCAUCACUAAUUCGACACAUUGUUAAUCAAACAAACAUGGAUGGACUAUUUUUACGUGCAUGGCAAGCGCUCUUAGCUUCAGAUGAUAAAAUCGAGGAGGAUUUCUUAGAAGAUCAAGUAUCUGAAUCUGAGGAUGAAGAAAGUGACACUGAUGUUGAAGAGACAAGGGAUGAAAUCGAGGAUGAAGAUAUUGCAGAUCUUGAACCGUUCAAAUCUGAGGAUGAAGAGUGACAAGGAAUGCUAUACUGGGAAGAGAUAGAAGGCUUGAAACCAUCUCGAGAUGCAUGCUCUGCAGGCAACACUUCAGCUCUGCGGGCAAGGGCUGUAGAAAUUCACCACGAUUUGUAGAUGCAUGCCCUGCUGAACCUUGUUUUUGUUCAGCUUGAUGAUCAUGCUUAUGGAUAAGACCGAACUAGCCCAUGUAGCUAUGCAUGAGUUCAUCCCUCUGUUUUCUCCUAGGGCGUUAGAUAGAAGCAGCAUUUGAGGGUUUUCUAUGGGAGUCGGCUGUUUUUUUUUGUUAGUCUUGGGCGAAUUUGUUUGCCCCCUCUUCUCUGGGUUCUCCGGUGGCCGCACAAGCACAAGAGUGCUCCUGUAAGCAACUACUUUUACCGAGAGCCCCGACUCAUGGAUCUACCAUACCACAUCAGAUGCCCGUACAGCAGGAGCGGGAUGGGCGUUGUACAUCCUUAGGAUGUGGACUGCGGAGCACGUCCGUGGCACACGAAUGAAGUGGGUCGUGUGGCCCUUAUAACAAAAGACUUGGAGCACUGCUUGCUAAUAGUAGAUGUUUGGAAGUCAGUUUUUUUUAGAAAUGUUCUGCUGUAAUUCAUUCUUCAAGUGCCUCUAUCUAGUAUUAAACCGUAAGUGGUGGUACAUCGAGCAUCUCGCGUCCCGCACGGGCGCUUAAAAAGUCGGAAGAAAACCAUGGACGACUGUCCGCGUCCCGCACGAAGAAAAUCACUCACCCAUAACCCCCAAGGUCAAGCAGCACAUCAAGGCCUUGUACAAUCCUUUCUAUAGGAGAGAUGCCUAAUUAAGCGUAUGUCUUGUACACAUAAGCACCGGUUCUAAAUGAAAGUCUGGUUUAUUUCUUCAA